Exophiala xenobiotica is the source of this 1819-nucleotide messenger RNA. RefSeq lists its product as uncharacterized. Bases 354 to 1403 code for a protein of 349 amino acids. Lineage: Eukaryota; Fungi; Ascomycota; Eurotiomycetes; Chaetothyriales; Herpotrichiellaceae. Gene Ontology annotation, molecular function: mannosyltransferase activity. Gene Ontology annotation, biological process: mannosyl-inositol phosphorylceramide biosynthetic process. The record is from RefSeq and is a predicted model, not a curated record. The transcript has a single exon.
CGAACUUCUUCCUCGUGCCCUACUCCGUAGAACUCUUUACCAUGUCGUCGUUCCUUUGCCCUCUUUUCCCGCUCUUUUCUCUCUGAAGUCAUUCCCUCAACAGAUACUCCGUAAAUACUUGCUUGAUCCCUCCUUUGUACAAGCAAGGAUCCCUCUUAAGAUCGACACCACCCUCCGACAAUGGCCUCCAUCCUCAGAUCUCGCCUUAUUUGCCUCUAAUCACCACCGACUUUUCUCUUUGUCGCCAGUAUCGUCUCGCCUCUACGCUCUCCGCGAGGAUACCAUACGAACUACGUAUCCUGAUCCUGCGUCCAGACGAGGCCGGCCUUAAAACUGAAGGCCACACGCCCACCAUGCGUCGAAGUUUACUCAUCUUCCUCCUCACCACCGUUAUCGUCGUCACCCUCCUUCUACACUCCGUCUCGACCCUUCUCUCCCUGCUCAUCGAAGAUGCCUCUCGCGAUGCCAUCCACCGCUCAGAGAUCCCCGCGCCGAACUCGACCCUCCUUGACAACCGGCCCCAGUUGAUACCCAAGAUCAUCCAUCAGACGUACAAGAAUGAAUCCAUUCCUUCGCACUGGCUCCCUGCCCAGCAGUCCUGCAUGAACCUACACCCAGACUACGAAUACAUCCUUUGGACGGACAAGAUGUCGCACGACUUCAUUGCCAAAGAGUACCCUUGGUUCCUGAGCACAUUUACGCGGUACAAGCACAACAUCCAGCGCGCCGAUGCGAUUCGAUACUUCGUCCUGGCGCACUAUGGCGGUGUGUACAUCGAUCUCGACGAUGGCUGCGAGCGGCGCCUAGACCCGCUGCUCAGCUACACCGCGUUCGUGCGCAGGACUGUGCCCACGGGUAUAUCCAACGAUGUCAUGGGGGCCAUUCCGCAGCACCCGUUCUUCCUCAGGGUCAUGGAAAGCCUGCAAGGCGCCGAUCGGAAUUGGAUACUUCCAUACAUCACCAUCAUGGCGAGUACCGGGCCAUUGUUCCUGAGUGUGAUAUGGAAGAAGUGGAUGGGCGAGCAUGCGCACUUGGAUCCGGAGACGUGGGUGGGGCGGGUCAGGGUUCUCAUGCCCAGCGAAUAUAAUAAUCAUGCGUGGAGUUUUUUCAAGACGUACAAGGGGAGCAGUUGGCACGGGAGCGACGCGAGAUUCAUCUUCUGGAUGGGCAAGAACUGGAUGUUGCUGACAGCAUUGGGGUUCUUGCUGGCAGGCGUGUUGGGAGUGUCCAUCUGGUGGGUGUAUUCGAGAUUGAUCAUCGUCGGAUCCCGGAGACGAGGCCCCGGCGGAAGUCCGAGAGUCAGUCCUUUCAGGUUCCCUGGCGUUGGGUACAGGGUGCCGCUGUGGAAGGUCUGGAGCGGGAAGACGCAGAGUUACGAAAUGGUCGCGCAGCAUGAUGCAUAGAUUCGACCAGGGAAGCGUCGUCAAAGCCAUAACAUGCCACGUCAUGGCUUGUGACGCGAGUGGUCGGUUCAGAUCAUGUCUCUCGUGGGAAAAGGCAAACGGCCAGCAAGGCUUGACGUCCAAGGGUUUGGAAGGAACAGGUAUACAUGCUGGACACCUCACUGGGUGCUUUAUGAUUCUCGCAUGUUUGAGCGAUGGCGUUUGGCGGGAAACCCCACCUAUUCUGAAAACUUGUUCAGUCAAGUCAGAGAAGAGUAUUACGGUCUGUCGUUUGGUAAACAUUGCGACUGGCCGGAGUGUUUUGCUAUAUUCAUGCAUCGACCUGGGUUGUCGCGCCUAUUCUUUUUUUUCGGGCGGACAACUCAGGGCGCGAGCUUUAUAUCUAUUCUAAUAAGAACAUAUUUGGCGCCGAUGAA